Molecule: messenger RNA, 4486 nt
Organism: Acanthochromis polyacanthus (spiny chromis)
Lineage: Eukaryota; Metazoa; Chordata; Actinopteri; Pomacentridae
Gene: mindy4
Product: MINDY lysine 48 deubiquitinase 4
Exons: 18
Coding region: 277-2370 (697 amino acids)
Biological process (GO): protein K48-linked deubiquitination
Molecular function (GO): cysteine-type deubiquitinase activity; K48-linked deubiquitinase activity
Source: RefSeq, a predicted model, not a curated record
ACAUCCCUGAUACUUCACUGAGCCACACAUGAAGAGACCCCACGGUGCAUCACAUCCAGGCACAUUAUCCUGUAAAAAAAAAUCAUGGAAUCAGUGAACUGAAGCCAGUUUCUCAGACUUCUGUGUCCCCUCUACCGUAAACCGGAGCCCGGCUCUUCUUACGAAGCUCCCCGACGUUAGCCGGAACAGCUAACCGGCGAGCCCUCCACUGGGUGGUCGCUGGGACCAUGGCCGCUUCUUGUUGAGUCUUUGUGAAGUGGAUUUACUUUACCCGUCAUGGUGGCUUCGGUUGAGGAGGUUUCUUCGUCUCUGGUGCGGGAAUAUCUGAGCAGAAAGGGGCUGAAGAGGACCAUGGCCUGUAUGGACGAGGAGCAUCCACGCACCGAGGCCAGCAUCAACAACCGAUCCCAGCUGAGACACAUACUCAACAUAGAGGAUCUCUACAGGAAGAAUAAGGUUCAGGAUUCUCCCCUGAAAACGUUGCUGGAGAUGAUUGUGAAGCAUCACAUCGAGAGACUUAAGGACAAGAUCAAUGAAAAUGAUUGUCUGCAGAGUUCUCAGACCAUCAGCUCCACCACUGAUCCUCCUGAAGGAGCAAAAUCAGAGAUGAAUGACAUCAAAACAGAAGAAAUCCUUCCAACUUUUGUUAUGAGCAAACAGACCAUAUUACGGUCUGAAAAAAAAGAAACAUGCCUUUAUCAGCCUACAUCUAUAUCACCGCUGCCUGACAAAAACAGGCAGUCCAACUAUAAUCCACAAGAUUUCUUGGUUUAUGACUUAGAAGACCAAAAAGGCCGGGUCCUGAUGACUUCCCUUCGGAACGACGAGAGCUUCAUCCAAAGAGAACCUGAAAAAACCCCUUCCAUCACAGAGACUGGCCAGAAGAGCAGAAGUAAUCGCAUUAGACGAGGCAUGAUGGCUGGACCGAUACCUCAGGAAUCAAACAGAAAACGGCAAAGUCGAAGGGCUGAAGCAUCCCAGCCGCUGCUAAGAAAAGAAAAGGAGGAAAACAAGCAGUCUAAGGAUGGACUUUUACUGACUGGCUUCCAUCAAAACAGCUUAGAGAGAAUCUGCUCAGCUGACGGUGCUGGAGGGAAACUGGAGCUGCUAAACGCACCGGAGAGUGAAAAUAGCUUCGAAAAAAUGGGACAGAACAUACACAAAGCAAGAAAAGUAAAAACGUGGCCAAAUGUGACUGAUCUACAUGUUUCUGAGAUGGUGCUGGAUGACAUCGACGAUGACGACGACCUCCGAGAACUCUCCAAAGUUCCCGUCCAAAGAGCCCCAGUAAGGAACGACUUCGCCGGCCGACCGCUGGACGAACACACGGCCGCGGAAUUGAAAGCGGUUCUUCUUGGUUCCAGCCUGAAUUAUUUCAGUGCUGAGUGGAGGAACCAGGGCUUCACGUUCUCAGAAACACAUGACCUCAGAUAUGGAAUCGUGCAGAAGAAGGGUGGUCCCUGUGGAGUCCUGGCUUCAAUCCAAGCCUUUGUUCUGAAGAAUCUGCUGUUUAAGAACCCAGAGAGCAGUAAUGCUUGCCUUCAGAGGUUAAGACCUUCCAACACGACCAGGAGAGAGAGUCUUGUUCUAGCGUUGGAGGAAGUCUUAUGGAGGGCCGGCGAGGAGAAACGAGCCACAGUGGCGGUAAAUUCAGGGAGAAACCACUUCACCCCGUCUGGACGCUACAAAUCUGAAGGAAUUCUUGAAAAGAUCACAUGUUUCACUGUGGAGAACAUCAAAGAUCUGCAUUUACUCCUGGAGCAGCACAUCCAGCAGUUUGAAAGCGGGAUGUUGGGAUGUGUGCUGCUGACCGUUUCUGCUGUUCUCUCUCGAUCCGUUGAGAAAGUCAGAGAGGACAUGGAUGUUCCCUCCACCAGCCUGAUAGGAGCUCACGGCUACUGCACUCAGGAGUUGGUCAACCUGCUGCUCUGUGGCAGAGCGCUUUCUAACGUCUUUGACGACGACGUGGAGCUGGACUCAGGAAACGGAAGCGUGACGCUGCUGAGAGGAAUCAAAGAGCGCUGUGAUGUCGGCCUGCUGUCGCUGUUUGAACAUUACAACAUCUGUAAGGUAGGAGCUCACCUGAAGACUCCCCGUUUUCCCGUCUGGGUGGUUUGCAGCGAGAGCCACUUCAGCGUCCUGUUCGGCCUGCAGAGGGAGCUGUUGACCAAUGAGGACCGAGCUCUGUGCUUUGACCUCUACUAUUACGACGGACUGGCCAAUCAGCAGGAGGAGAUCCGCCUCAGCGUCGCUGCUGGAGAAGCAAAGCCGAGCUGUGAAGAUGAUCUCAUUCCUCCACUGGAGCUCUGCAUCCGAACACGGUGGACGGAUGCGUCUGUUAGUUGGAACGACUCCGAGCCGAUCCUCUGACCCAUCAGCUGGUUUGGUGUUAUUUUAAACCGUUAACCACAAAAUAAUCAUCGUUUUCCAAGUGAGACGCAGUGUUGGGAAGUUAAAAACCUACUUUAUGCUCCCUGAUGUGUCCUAAAGGUCACAUUAAUGCGUCCAAACCUCUAGGAAUCAGUUUUUGUCCAUAUAUCAGAUAUAAAAUGUCACAUUACGGUCUCCUUUUAUAAUCAGACAUAUCUGAGAAUCUGAUCAUUUAUCUGCAGUAAUUUUAGUAUAUUUAAUAAAGUUUUACCUUCAUACUAUGAAUAUUUUCACUUGCAGACCCUUAAAGUUCAGUGGAGUCGGUUUUAAAUUCUGCGCUUAAUUUGCGUCUUAUUUCAGGAUUUUUGAAAACUCAAAACUUCAAAUAUUCAAGGCUGAAAAAGACAUUUUAGUUCUGUUAAAACCCGAAUCCAGAUUAAUUUUAUAUCCACUCCUGGUGUCACAAUCUAAACCCAAAGUCUGUGUCUGUUAUCAUCGUUUCAGUGGAAAACUGCAGCAGGACAAAGUCACAGACUAGAAAAGAGUUAUUGUUUCACCAGCUUUCUCUGCUGAAUUAUCAUAAAACAGAAACACAUCCAGAGAACCAAUGAUUGAUUCUGGGACUCUGUCAUUAAACUGCUGCAGUUUUACUGUUCACACUGAGACAUCCCAUAAUACUGAUGCUCAAAGAUUGCUAUAGGAAGAGUCACGCUGACCAAAAAACUGAUUUAAUCUUUACAUUGUGACACCAGGAGUAAAACUGAUUCACCAGAGAAAGCUUUGAAAAAAGCAUUGUGGGUAAACUUUAAGGCUCCUAUCAGCCUGUGUGAUGGUGGUUGAUCAGAACUAGUUCUAGACAAUGAAAGGAGCAUUUUUACUACAUUUUUGUACAAUAAUCGUCACAUAAACACGACUCACUGACUCAGUUAUAGGUUUGUAUAAGAAGAUUCUAAUUACCAGAGGAAUUAAAUCCAUAAUAAUUUUUGUACAAUCAUUUUUCUGUGUGGAGAAUCAGAAGCCAGAAUUACACAAACUUUCAGUGGAUUAGUAUGAUUCAUCCAAACUAUUACAUAAAUCACGUGAACAACAAAUGUUGUUUCUGCGUUUUUACAUCCAGAAGCUCCUUUAAAAAAGUGCUAAAAUAAGGACGCCCAGAAUAAAGUGGUUUUAUUUCAUUUCUGAUAACCGGAAUGUGAAAUAUUUUCAUCACAGAUGUUUUUGAAUCUGACACUGACACCAGUGGCUUUCAUUUUUGUCCACAUUUUAGUCCCAGCUCAGCUUCAUAGUGUGAAGAUAAAACUUUUCAUUAAAUAUAUUAAAGUUAUUGAACAUAAAAAUCUGCUGAUUCUGAGGACGUUGUUUUAUCAGUAUUUAUUCUUCAGUUAUUUGAGACUCACUCUGUUGCCUUUAAGUGAUAUUUAAGAGAAAAUUUAGUCAUUUUAGAGGUUUUUCAGUCAGAUAAUAUUUUCUGAAAUGAUAUAAAUCAGUGCAGCUUUUUUACCACUGUGGCCUUUUCUGUCUGCCUGUACUUUAACUCAUAGAUAUCACAGAUUGUUUUCCUGAUUUAUCUUCUUAUUAUGAAUAAAAUACAUUUCAAAGCAAGAAAACUGCUAAAAAAUGAUGAAAAAUGUUAGAUUUAAGUGUAUUUUUAAAUAUUAUCACACAGUGUCUUAGCAUAGAGUAUUCAUAUAUCUGGCAAAAACUCAAACUUCUUACAUUUAUACAUUUUAAAUAAUAAAAAACUGUUGAUUUAUUGCUUCAGUUAUAGCAGAGACAUUAUAAGGCCUGUAAGGACAUAAAUAAUAAAUCAGAAGGCGCUUGGAUCAGAUAAAUCAAUCAAUCAAUCAAUCAGAGUUUAUUUGUAUAGCACUUUUCAUACAAAAGUAGCACAAAGUGCUUAACAAUUUAAAAACAAACAAUAAAAAACAAUAAAAAGACAAUGGCCCACAUCCCUCCCAAACCCUGCCCCACAGCAUACUAAACACCAUGAUUAGACCGUAAAUACAGUCUGUUAGUGAUCAGAUUAAAUUCUUAUUAUUGCCUUCAUUCAUUUUCAUUUUGACAAACUUCUUGUCUGAACAGAAAAUAAAAUAAAUAUCUGGAACUGUCACACAAA